GCUCGCCCGCUCGUUCGUUUCCUUAUCUCCACUCCUCCACCUCCCUCCACCCCAGCCACCAGUCCAGGACGCACGCACGCAGCUCGAACGCCCAUGGCCGCGCCAAUGGCCUCGCCGCUCACGGCCGUCGCCCGCGCCGCCCGCCUCCACCCCGUCUCCUGCUCCGCCUCCUCCUCUUCCAAGAACUCCAAACAGUCGCCGUCGUCGUCGUCGUCGUCUGCUGCUGUGCCGUCGCUCAGGUCUGCCGCGGCGGUGGCGGUGCCGCUGCUGGCGGCGCUGCCGGCGCCGGACGCGCUGGCGGUGGGCGGCGAGCUGGGGAUCAUCGAGGGCCGGACCGUCGCGCUGCUGCACCCGGCCAUCAUGGGCGGCCUCUUCGCCUACACGCUCUGGGCGGGCUACCUCGGCUGGCAGUGGCGCCGCGUCCGCACCGUGCAGGACGAGAUCACCGAGCUCAAGAAGCAGGUCCGCCCGGCCGCCGCCGCCGCCACCCCCGCCGCGGUCGGUGCCGGGGACUCCGCCGCCCCGCCCCGUCCCCCCGCCGCCAAGUCCCCCACCGAGAUCAAGAUCGACGAGCUCAGCGAGGAGAGGAAGAAGCUGGUGAAGGGCGGGUUCCGGGACCGGCACUUCAACGCGGGGUCGAUCCUGCUGGGCCUGGGCGUGACGGAGUCCGUCGGCGGCGCGCUCAACACAUGGCUCCGCACCGGCAAGCUCUUCCCGGGCCCGCACCUGUUCGCGGGGGCGGCCAUCACCGUGCUCUGGGCGGCGGCGGCGGCGCUGGUGCCGGCCAUGCAGAAGGGGAACGAGACGGCCAGGAGCCUGCACAUCGCGCUCAACACCAUCAACGUGCUGCUCUUCAUCUGGCAGAUCCCCACGGGGCUCGAGAUCGUCGGCAAGGUCUUCGAGUUCACCAACUGGCCAUGAGCUCCGCCCCCAACCGGCGGGGCCGUUUGCUUCGUCUCUCUCUGUUCAUAAGACGAUCGUUAGCUGACUUUGAAGUUGCAAGUUUUGAUGUUACGAGUAAAUAACAAACGAAUUCGCAGGGUUUGUUUCUUUGUACGGAAAACGGAAUCGCCAUUGCUCAAUCAGAGCUAAAGCACAUCCGAGGCCAGUGUGUGAGGAAAUGUGCCGGGUUGUCCUUUUUUCGAUUAUUAGGGGUCCUUUUUGUACCACCUUUGGUAGUAACAACAUCCAUAGCCGGACGUAGCAAAUCCGGUCGUCUUUAUAUAGGUGAACGAGUCCGUCUCCGUUGAUAAUGCUGAAUCACACUCAAAUGUCUAUUUUUACAA
Messenger RNA from Hordeum vulgare subsp. vulgare (domesticated barley), 1286 nucleotides. RefSeq lists its product as uncharacterized. The record is from RefSeq and is a predicted model, not a curated record. The coding region runs from base 94 to 921 and encodes 275 amino acids. Lineage: Eukaryota; Viridiplantae; Streptophyta; Magnoliopsida; Poales; Poaceae. The transcript is spliced from 2 exons. Gene Ontology annotation, cellular component: chloroplast thylakoid.